This is a messenger RNA of Cylas formicarius (sweet potato weevil), 2975 nucleotides long. RefSeq lists its product as uncharacterized. The transcript is spliced from 12 exons. Gene Ontology annotation, cellular component: nucleus. The record is from RefSeq and is a predicted model, not a curated record. The coding region runs from base 161 to 2899 and encodes 912 amino acids. Gene Ontology annotation, biological process: cell population proliferation; DNA damage response; positive regulation of protein phosphorylation. Lineage: Eukaryota; Metazoa; Arthropoda; Insecta; Coleoptera; Brentidae.
GCACUUCAAUCUAGAAAUGUUUAUCGCGCAGUAUGCCGACGAUUUAAGUCUCUCUUCGAUGUAAUUGUUGUUAAGUAUCAAAGUAGAUAUGGAUAGUGAGUUAUUAUUAAUAAAAGUUGACUAUUUUUUGGUGAAAUCGAUUGUAUAAAACGUUUAACAAAUGGAUAAAAAUUAUGAUAGCAUGCACAAGUGCAUUGACCCAAAACAGAAAAAUGUCGCGAAACGAUUGUUUAGAGUGACUACAAGAGCCCCCAGCGAUAAGGCUCUUAAUCAGCUCUUUAAGCAAAUAACAGAUAUAUCAGAACACCAAGACACGGAAAAGUUCUGGCAAGAAAAUAUCAUAAAGUGGCUAGUGGAGACAAUGGCGAUUGCAAAUACAUCGAAAAAUUUUCGGGACAACAUCAAAACGUUCGCUCUAAAGCUCUCUAUAUUCUCCUUAAAAGAUGCAACUAUGUUCAAAAGACUAAGCACGCAGAACGCGGUGGAAAGUAUCGUACAACUCGCCAAGAACCACGACAAAAUGUUGUACGUCGACCUAAUCGAUGCAUUUGUUGAACACCAAAAUGGAUUCAAUUAUGUUAAAGACGCCAAUUGUUGGGCCGAUAUACUUCAGCUAACAACUGAGAGUCAAAACGAAGGAAACCUCGUAGCGGCCACAAAAGGUUACAAUGCCAUCACAAAAUUAAUAGAACGAGCUGCAAUAUUAAACUUGGAGUUUUGCAACUUGGUCCUAAACAUAAUUAGUUUCCCCAUAGUGAACAUUCUUCAAUAUUUACCGGAAAGGAUCACCGUGUACUCGUCCGUGAAGGAAAUCGUGCUGGAAAGUCUCUACUACAAUAUAAUUUUUAACGCCGAAAUACUCGAACGCCUAUUGGAGCGCGCAAACUAUAACGUGCUUAAACUCUUUGCCGAAUUAAAAGUAAAAACAGCAUGCGAGAAGUUGUCGUUGAUAUCAAAGAACGAGAACUUCUCCAUAGAGGUGAACAAAAUAAUUGUUGUUCUGCUGCUGUGCCAGCUUGUUGAAACGUGCGACGGAGUUGAGGUUGCUGACCACGAGGUUUUGUUACGAGGUAUUCUAAGCCUAGUCAGGCGGGAAUUUGAAAAAGGUCACCUUAAAGCCUCCUGCAAAAUGUGUGGAUACGCUCAAAAAUGCUGGAUAUCUGUGCGGAAGAGAUUACCUAAAUAUUUGCAAAAUAGGCGGCUAAUUGAUUUGGAAUUCCAGCUGAUGGUGACCCAAUUGACGCCGCUAUUUUCUAUAAUUAAACGAAUAAAUCCGUCGACGACACGAAUUUACUUCAUGGAUGAAGAUCUGAAGGUAUGCUACAUGGUACAGGCUUGUCGAAAACUGAGCACUUUAUCGAUAUACCUAGGGUUUAAUUUGUUAGAUAUGAUGUUUAAUUUUCCCUUGUUCGAAACUGAACAUGUCGCUUUACAUACAAUGACGGAAACAAUGGAAUAUUACAGUCCAGAAUGCCUGGGCAUGUGUUUCGAAAUGCUCAUGUACUGCUUAAACGAGAUCAUGGACUACGUAAUUGGGGCUGCGCGAUCGGAAGUGCCGCUGAAAGAACAAAUCUUUAUCAAUCAUCUUCUCAAAUGUAUCAUGUCCUUCGUAGAAGCUUUCGAUUUGUCGUGGAGGCAUAGCGUCACCGCCGUAGACGUCGUAUCUUUGAUAAUCGAGUUCCUCAGCUACGAAAUGUGGACUACGGAAAUCACCGUGGCUGGUUUGAAAUUGCUCAAUUUGGCUUUACAAAAAAACAUGUCUCCGAAUUUGGUUCUCCUAAUCGACGCCUCUAGCGACUCAUCUUUGAUCGACAUCGGUCCCUUGCUGUACUCCAGUUGCCUUGACAGCAGUUGGGAAAUCAGGGACACGGCACUUAGCGUGUUGCUGACGGUUUUCGUUAAGGCCAAUAGUAAAUACCACAAACAUUUUCCCUGUCUGAAAGGUGUAUAUUCCGAAAUAGACCUUAUGAAUUGGGUCGCCACCAUGGCACUCGAUGACACCAACUUAAACGUUAGAGCCAGCGCUUUAAUAUGCCUUCAACAAAUGGCCGAAAUUGAGGAAGGCAUAUCCGAAGAUAUAUUCCAAUGUCACGGUGAAGUAUAUAACAUGCUAACAAAUGAACCCGAGCCGACUAUCAGAAAUGAAGCAGUGGUUUUAAUAAGCAAAAUCUACAAGAAUCGUAAUACUCCAGAAGAGGAUUUGUUGAAAAUAUACGCGAGUAUGGAACAGGUAGCCUGUACAGAUAAAGACGCCCAAGUGCAAUCGAACGCAAUCAGAUUUUGGGAAAUAGUCAUACAGAAGCAUUUAACAAAACAAGGAAUGGUUGAUGGCGAAUUUCCUGAAGUAACUUUUUCAAAAGAAUUGAAAAAAAUUGUCACGAUCACCGUCUACGAGAUUAAGAAGCGGCUGAUCGAUGCAUUGAACCAACUGAGCUAUAUUGGUUGUCUGGCGAUAUUCGUCGAUAUAAUUCAGAGCAAAGGAACUUCCCAGGAAGUCUUUACGACAGCUCUGGACGUAGUCACAAACUUUCACGAACUACUCAGGAAGUACCAAAUCACGUCUGAAGUUAUCGAAGAAAGUUUAACGACUUCGACGGCGUCCGAGAGUUUUGCAUCGUCGUCCGCUCAGUUUCAGCAAACCGAUCAACUAAUUGAUGAGAUAGUCAAUGAGAUAGAUUCCGAAGCCGAUCUUCUGUCCAACAUUGAUACCGUAAAUAACUACGAGGGCUUUCUGUCUCUACUUGACGUAGAAAAACUUGCAUCGACGAAUACGAAACGAUUUGUGACGCCCUACGAGUUCGUAGAUUUUCUUUACGAGACGUUACCAAUGAUAAUAGACGAGAAACGUCGCGAGUCGUCAGACUUCGAUUCGUUUACAGACGAUGAGGUUGAAGAUUAAGAUUGAAAUUGUGCUUAUUAAUAAAAAUUGUAUGUUAUAAAUUUCGACGAAACAUUUUAUAAAAUUGUAAAUAAAU